Molecule: messenger RNA, 3358 nt
Organism: Trichosurus vulpecula (common brushtail)
Lineage: Eukaryota; Metazoa; Chordata; Mammalia; Diprotodontia; Phalangeridae
Product: NACHT, LRR and PYD domains-containing protein 12-like
Exons: 10
Coding region: 33-3053 (1006 amino acids)
Biological process (GO): regulation of inflammatory response
Cellular component (GO): cytoplasm
Source: RefSeq, a predicted model, not a curated record
UAUUCUGAGGCUGGGCAGCAGACGGGGCUGAGAUGUCGGAGACUGUCCGCUGCCGGCUGGUUCCGCACUUGGAGCACCUGACGGCUGAGGAGCUGGAGAAAUUCAAGCUGUACCUGGUGGACUAUCGCUAUCUUCCUCGGGGCCGCCUGGAGGAGGCCGAUCUCACAAAAGUGGCUGAUCUCCUGGUCAGUUCUCUUGGGGAGCAAAAGGCCUGGGAGGUGGCUCUGAGCAUGUGGGAGAAGAUGGGCCUGAGGGAGCUGUGCGAGCGAGCCAGAAAGGAGGAUGUUGGAUCAGUUCCUGCUCUUCCAGUUCUUCCACCCUCCUCAGAUGAAAGAAAUAAGUACCAAGAACGAAUGAGAAAGAAAUUCCAGCUCAUGAGGGACAGGAACUCUCGUCCUGGGGAGCAGGAGCUCUUUCAGCACCGAUUCACACAGCUGCUGCUUCUCGGGGAGUACCGUUACAAGGAGCAGAAACAACGUGAACUUCUAGUCCGAGGAUUGGAACAUGCUCUGGUCAUGGAGAAGCAAGGACGGCUUAUAGAGGUGUCAGCUUUAUUCGAUCCUGAUCAAAACACUGGCACCCAACCACACACUGUUGUGCUGCAGGGGGCUUCUGGUAUUGGAAAGACUACCCUGGCCAUCAAAGUGAUGUUGGACUGGGCAGAGGGAAAACUCUACCAAAAUAAGUUUGACUAUGUUUUCUAUCUCAUUUGCAGAGAACUGAACCAAUUAGGAGAGAGAGAAAUGAGUUUUGCUGAUUUAAUUGCCAAUGAUUGGCCUGGCCCCCAGGCUCCCAUGGCAAAAAUCAUGUCCCAGCCAGAGAGACUUCUAUUCAUCAUUGAUGGUUUAGAUGAACUGAAAUUCCCUUGUAAUGAACACAGAUAUGAUCUGUGCAAAGACUGGAAGCAGCCGAGGCCAGUGCCCAUCCUGCUAAGCAGCUUACUAAGGAAAACCAUGCUCCCUGAAGCCUCCUUGCUGCUCACUACAAGACUCACUGCUCUGGGGAAAUUUAGUCCUUUGUUAGAGAAUCCACGUCAUGUGGAGAUCCUCGGCUUCUCUUUGAAGCAUAGGAAGGAAUAUUUCUGCAAAUUUUUCAGAAAUGAGGAUUUAGGUGAAAAAGCCUUUAGUUUAUUAAAGGGCAAUGACACACUGCUCACCAUGUGUUCUGUUCCCCUGAUGAACUGGAUCGUUUGCACUUGCCUGAAACAACAAAGGGAGAGAGGACAAGAUCCCAUCCGGGCUUUGAAAAGUACCACUGCUUUGUAUAUGUGUUAUCUUUCCAAUUUAAUCACACCUGAUGACAAAGACUUUAUACUUCAGCAUUUGAGGGGCCUUUGUGAAUUGGCUGCUGAGGGGAUCUGGGGAAAAAAACUCCUGUUUGAGGGGGAGGACCUCAGGAGGCAUAACGUGGAGGCAGCUGAUGUCUCUGCCUUCUUAGACAUGAACAUUUUCCAGAAAGACAGUGGCUGUGAAAACUGCUACAGCUUCAUUCACUUGAGUUUCCAAGAGUUUUUUGCUGCCAUGUUCUAUUUGAUGAGCAGAGACGAAGUAGGGGUGAAGAGCCCUGACUCUUCCAUUCCAAAUGUCAAAAAACUUUUGGAGGAGUGCAGCCAGCAUGACGAUGGCUUUGUGGUCCUGGUGGUGCACUUCCUGUUUGGCUUCCUAAAUGCAGAGACAGCAAAGGAGCUGGAGAAUAACUUCAGAUGUAGAAUAUCACCAGAAGUCAAGUUACAAUUACUGCAGUGGGUUGAGGGAGAAACCAAAAGAGAUUUUGAAUAUACCUGGUUUUUUAGUUCUGAGGUACCAAAGGUGUGUUCUUAUUUAUACGAGACUCAAGAUGCUGAGUUUGUAAAACAGGCACUAGCCAACAUCCAAGACAUUCGAGUAGGUAUUGAGCACUGCUACGAUGCUGUGCGUGCAGCUUUCUGCAUUAAGCAAUGUCCUAGGCCACAGAGACUUUCGAUUUUAUUUUUGUGUACAUUACCUGCUGGUGUUUGGCAAGAUCUCUCCUCUGUGGUCCACAAGAAUCAGAACCUGAAAGAGCUUGAGUUGUCCUGCAUUAGAUUUGCUGAUUCGUGUAUGGAAGACUUUUUUGAGGGACUAAGAAAUCCAAACUGUAAACUGGAAAAACUGAGCUUGUCAUCUUGUAAUCUUCCCCCUGCGUGUUGGCACAAUCUCUUCUCUGCUCUCAGUAGCAACAAGAGCCUGAAAGACCUAGAUCUAAGACUAAAUUCCUUUGAGGAGGGGGCAAUGAAAUGUCUGGGGAAGGCCUUGGAAAAUCAAAACUGCAAGUUAGAGAAACUGAGCUUGGAAUGUUGUCAUCUUACCCAUACAUGUUUGCAGAAACUCUGCUCUGCUCUCAAUAGCAAUGAAACCCUGAAAGACCUAGAUCUGAGUCAAAAUUCCUUUGAGGAGGGGGCAAUGAAACUUCUGUGUAAGGCCUUGGAAAAUCAAAACUGCAAGUUAGAAAAACUGAGGUUGGCAUGUUGUUGUCUUACCCAAACCUGUUUGCAGAAUCUUUUCUCUGCUCUCAAUAGAAGUGAGAGCCUGAAAGAUCUAGAUUUGAGUGAAAAUUCCUUUCAGGAGGGAACAAUGAAAUUUCUGUGUAAGGCCUUGGAAAAUCAAAACUGCAAGUUAGAGAAACUGAGCUUCGCACGUUGUUAUCUUACCCAAACCUGUUUGCAGAAUCUCUUAUCUGCUCUCAGUAGCAGUGAGAGCCUUAAGGACCUAGAUCUGAGUGAAAUUUCCUUUGAGGAGGGGGCAGUGAAACUUCUGUGUAAGGCCUUGGAAAAUCAAAACUGCAAGUUAGAGAAACUGAGGUUACACUACUGUGAAUUCAUGCGUGAUUCUUUUCUGGACCUCCUCAAUGUUAUCUGUAGCAGUGAGAACCUGAAAAACUCAGACCUGAGAUAUAAUUACUCUGGUGAUGAAGGAAUGAAGGUGCUGCCUGUGGUCUUAGAAAAGCAGAACCAUAAACUACAAACAUUAAUCCUCCCACAACACGGCUUCUUAUUAGACUCAAAGAGGUCAUCGUUCAUACUAAUAUCAAUAUAAUCUUUUCUCAUAACUGAAGGAGAAUAUUGUAACCUUAUGACAGCAUUUUUUGACUGGGAUGCUGAAGACACCGUGUAGCCCCAGUUCUACCCACUUGCUGGGCGACUUUGAACAAGUCACUUUUGCUUUACAAGCUUCAGUUUUCUUAUUCAUAAUAUGACAUUACUGAACUGGGUGAUGUCUACGGACCUACUGCCCAUCCCAUGGGCAGCCUUGAAUUGGAAACCUCCUGCACUGCAGAGCCCUCCCUACUGCCACUGACAUCUAGAAAGUCUCUCCUGCUCAACUUUCCUUGCUUGGAGAAU